AUGGGGGACAAAAAUACUCCGCUCUUAGCUGUACUACAGUUACUCAGAAAGUAUAAUUUAAAGGGCACAGAAGACAUAUUAAGAAAAGAAGCAAGCUUGGGAGAUGUAGAGUACGAAAAUUUAGAUUUACCUGAAGUGGAAUUGGCCAGUAUUCUCACAGCACAUCAUACUGAAAGUGAUCCUUAUAGUUAUGAAUUUGCUUAUGAUACCUUGAAGAAGUUUGUUGAAAACUCUCUAGAUAUUAACAAGCAUGAGCUGUCAACACUUUUAUAUCCUGUAUUUGUUCAUAUGUAUCUUCUCUUAAUAAUCUACGACCACAAUGAACAUGCUGUAAACUUUUUGGAGAAAUUUGGCACAGAACAAGAAGAUUAUUGCCAGGAGGAUUUAAAACGAUUGUCUAUUGUGAAGCAUAAAGAUCAAAUAAAGGGCAAUGAGCUUGCUGAAAUAUACAGCACAAACAAGUUUGUUGUCCAACUAUCAAGAGAUGCAUCUUCUCAAUUAAAACGUUUUCUGCAUGAACAAAAAAGUUCAACUGUCAUAAUUAACAUUAUAAAUAAUCACAUACAAGUUGAAGUUCAUGAUGGUCCUGGUAGAACUCAAGCCCAAGUACGGGCUACCACUGGUGGAAUUCUUGGUGAAGCUACUAGAAAUGAGAAUCGCACAAAAGUUUAUUAUGGUCUUCUAAAAGAACCCGACAUACAAGUUUUACCAGCACCUGUUGAAGAUGAAGAGGAAGUUGAAGAGACACCAGAUAAACCAAAAAAGAAGAAAGCAAAGAAAGAUAACAUUUUUAUGAAAAAACCAAAAUCUGAUCCCAAUGCACCUCCAAAUGAUAGAAUUCCACUACCAGAACUGAAGGAAACUGAUAAAAUUGAGAAAGGAAAAGCAUUAAGAGAAGCCUCUAAGCGCAUACAGUUAGGACCAGAGAGUCUACCAUCCAUAUGCUUUUAUACACUUCUUAACAGUGGUCACACAGCAGUUUGUACCGACAUAUGUGAUGAUUCUACCUUGCUAGCUGUUGGCUUCAGUAACUCGCACAUUAAGGUGUGGACUUUAACACCUGUAAAAUUAAGGGGAAUGAAAUCAGCUGAAAAAUUACAAGAUAUUGACAGAGAAGCAGGGGAUGUACUCGUUAGAAUGAUGGAGGAGAAAGAUAGAGAUACAUGCCGCACUCUCUAUGGUCAUUCAGGGUCUGUCUACAAAGUUGCUUUCGAUCCAUUCAAAACUCUAUUACUUUCGUGCUCUGAAGACUCGACUGUGAGACUAUGGUCACUUCAAUGCUGGACAUGUUUGGUCGUUUACCGCGGCCACGUAUGGCCAGUGUGGGACGUCCGUUGGUCGCCGCAUGGACAUUACUUCGUGUCCGCUGGACAUGACCGCACUGCUCGUCUCUGGGCGACCGAUCAUCAUCAACCUCUCAGAAUAUUUUCCGGCCACUUAUCGGAUGUUGACUGCGUGCAGUUCCAUCCAAAUUCAAAUUAUGUAGCUACUGGGUCCAGCGACAGAACAGUUCGAUUAUGGGACUGUUUGACGGGUACACAAGUUCGAAUCAUGACAGGACACAAGUCGACAAUAUUUACUUUAGCGUUUUCCGUGUGUGGGAGAUGGCUGGCAUCAGGUGGCAGUGCUGGGGAGCUUUUAGUGUUUGACAUUUCGACCGGUUCUCCGUCUGCUUUGCUGCCGCCACUGCAUACCGCGCCCAUACACGCAUUAGCUUUCAGUCGUGAUGGUACCGUUUUGUCAUCAGGUUCCUUGGACUGCACUAUAAAACUAUGGGAUUUCGCUGCUAUAACAGAAGAAGCUAAUGGUGAAGAAGCAGGAGCUAAUAAUUCAAUACAGAAGGAGGAAAAGUUCUUGUUGAGAUCAUUUGCAACAAAAAAUUCACCCAUAAAGGGCUUGCAUUUUACUCGUCGUAAUCUAUUACUUGCUGUAGGUUCGUAUGAAGGUAGUGCUUAA
Messenger RNA from Arctia plantaginis, 1956 nucleotides. Lineage: Eukaryota; Metazoa; Arthropoda; Insecta; Lepidoptera; Erebidae. The record is from the annotation of a GenBank genome assembly.